CGAAAGCCUAUAAUUGCGAAUGUGGAUACUGUAACAGCAAUUGUAAAGGCUUCAGACUGUUUGCAUAACUUUCUGGAACAAAACAAUGGAAAUAAUCCAUAUUGCCCACACGAUCUGGUAGAUUUUGAGGAUAGAUAUGAAGGGUCUAUGGAAGCAUUGGGAUCAUGGCAUGUAGCAACGCAUGGAGCCGCUUCGCAACCUAUCAGAAAUGCAGGCAACGAUAACAAUACACAACGUGCUGCCAAUAUCAGAAUCGAGUUCACAGUUUACUUCAAUAACAAGGGUGCUGUAAAAUAGCAAGACGAAGCAAUCGAUCGCUAAUGAAUAAGACGCGACUGUUUCGUUUCAUAUUCCGCUCUACAUAUCUUCAAAUCUUGAUCCUUGAAGUAUUGUU
Molecule: messenger RNA, 394 nt
Organism: Athalia rosae (coleseed sawfly)
Lineage: Eukaryota; Metazoa; Arthropoda; Insecta; Hymenoptera; Athaliidae
Exons: 1
Source: RefSeq, a predicted model, not a curated record